Messenger RNA from Trypanosoma theileri, 1269 nucleotides. RefSeq lists its product as uncharacterized. The record is from RefSeq and is a predicted model, not a curated record. The transcript has a single exon. NCBI's taxonomy places the organism in Eukaryota, Euglenozoa, Kinetoplastea, Trypanosomatida, Trypanosomatidae. Gene Ontology annotation, biological process: mRNA 3'-end processing. Gene Ontology annotation, cellular component: mRNA cleavage stimulating factor complex. Gene Ontology annotation, molecular function: RNA binding; protein binding. The annotation marks the transcript as partial.
AUGUCUACUGAGGCGAAUACGAAGAGCACACCCAAUGAUAAAUCUUUGGCGCAGCCUCCUCCAAAUACGGUGGAUCACAGUAACAUGAGUUCAAGAAAACGUCCACGAGUAGCCUGUUUAAAGCAGAACUUCUCACGUCAUCUUUAUCAAAUGAUGAUUCGCCAAUUACAUCACGAUGGGUAUUUGGCCGCCGCCGCCGCAGUGGCAGAUGCGACGGGAGUUGUGGUGCCGAGAUUACAAGAAGAUGGCCAUCGCCUCUCCCGACUUGUGGCUCGUGGUUUGGCAGAUGAGGCGAGUUGUAUAAUGGAUAUGCAGAACUUUAUGCAGAGUGAGGUGGUGGAGCGUUAUCUCAGUGCCUCCCGCUUGUAUAUACCCCUUCAUCUCUCUGAGAGCUCCACAGUGGGACAGGCGGCGUAUCGAAUGCGUGAACGAUUUACAACAUCUUCACUGGGAGGUGUGGUGCGGCGUGUGUGUGUUUCCCCCGAUGGGACUUUGGUCGCUUGUGGGGGGACGAAUGGGUUGUGUGUGGUCUUUUCAUUAAAAACAAUGGAAGAUCUUAUGGCAUUGGAAGAGGUGCGGCAGGAAAAUCAAUUUCGAGGGAUUGAUGGGAGUAAUAACAGUACGACAGUGGGAGUACGGAAUGCAAGUAAUAAAAUUACAGAACUCGCGGAAGCUCGACGGUUUCAUGAACAUACACAAUCAGUGGAAGCGAUGCAUUUUCAUCCAUCUCAACCACUUUUACUGACUGGUGGACGUGAAGGAGAUUUGUAUGUUCGAGAUUACAGUCAACCAGAUAAUAAGAUCGUUCAUAAACUACAUGAUACGUUUCCUAUUCGUUCUGGUGUAUUUCAUCCUUCUGGUGAAUAUAUUUUAUAUGCUACGGAUCAUCCAGCACCUCGACUUUUAAAUCUUCGAACGGAAAAGUUAAUGACUCCUGCCACUGCAGGUGAUGCAAUCCAUAUUGGUUCAACAAAUAUGAUAACUUCAAACAGGAAUACAAUGUCAUCAGGAGGUGGUGGAUUUAGAAGAGGAGGUGAAAUGGGUCAUACAGCUGCUCUCUGUGAUGUAAACUUCUCCGCAGAUGGUAGAUUGUUUGCUACAUGCAGUUUGGAUGGUUCCAUUAUUUUAUACGAUGGUGUCAGUAGCCGUGUGGUGGCCAAGAUAAAUAAUGCUCACUCAACUGUACCUGUAACGAGUGUAUCAUUUAGUCGAACAGGAAAUAUUCUUUUAAGUGCAGGAAUGGAUUCUGUGGCUAGAUUAUGGGACUUG